Messenger RNA from Prunus mume (Japanese apricot), 3712 nucleotides. Its product is annotated as TMV resistance protein N-like. The record is from RefSeq and is a predicted model, not a curated record. Gene Ontology annotation, biological process: defense response; signal transduction. NCBI's taxonomy places the organism in Eukaryota, Viridiplantae, Streptophyta, Magnoliopsida, Rosales, Rosaceae. Gene Ontology annotation, molecular function: ADP binding.
CUCAAUGAUCACCCAAAUAGAUAUUCCUUCUUCCUCUUCUUCUUCUUCUCCUCCGACCCAUCCAUGGACAUACGAUGUGUUCCUCAGUUUCAGAGGAGAAGACACCCGCACAAAUUUCACAGACUUUCUGUAUACUUCUCUGAUACAGAAAGGAAUAUUCACAUUUAGAGAUGAUGAAGAACUUGAGAGGGGAAAGCCCAUAGCUCCAAAACUCUCGAAAGCAAUCGAAGCAUCAAGAUAUGUAAUUGUCAUUCUUUCACGAAACUAUGUCAAUUCUACAUGGUGCUUGGAUGAGCUUGUAAAGGCUGUUGAAUGCAUGAACCUGAUGGGACAAACAAUACUCCCAGUUUUCUAUCAUGUGGAUCCAUCCGAGGUACGAAAACAGAAAGCAGAUUUUGGGGAAGCCUUCUCUAAGCAUGAAGAAGCCUUUAAAGACAAUGAACAGAAUGUGCAAAGAUGGAGAGAUGCACUUAAUCAAGUUUCCAAUCUCUCUGGAUGGCAUUUACACGAUGGUUAUGAAUCAAAAGUUAUUCAAGAUAUCGUAGGAAAGAUUUUCACCGAAUUAAAUCAAACAAUCUCAAGUGUAUCCACAGAUUUAGUUGGGAUGGAUUCUCGCGUGAAAGAAAUGCUUUCUUGCUUAGACAUGGGGCUGCAUAAAGUUUGUGUCAUAGGGAUUUUGGGCAUUGGGGGAAUAGGUAAGACAACUGUUGCAAGAGUUGUUUACGAGAGGAUAUGUGCUCAAUUCCAAGCUUGUAGCUUUCUUGCCAAUGUUAGAGAGGUAACUGAAAAACAAGGCCUAGUCGAUCUGCAAAAGCAACUUCUGUCAGAUAUCUUGCUGGAAAGUAAUGUAAAUGUACAUAAUAUUUAUCAGGGGAUCAGUUUAAUAAGGCAGAGACUACAUACUAAAACGGUUCUUAUCAUUCUUGAUGAUGUGGAUACUGUGGAACAACUGGAAGCAUUAUGUCAUCAUAGUUGGUUUGGUUCAGGGAGUAGAAUUAUCAUAACUUCAAGAGAUGAACAUUUGUUGAGCACAUUUGGAGUGAAUAAAAUGUAUAAGGUUAAGGAAUUAAAUGGUUCUGAAGCUGUUAAACUCUUUAGUUGGAAAGCCUUUAAGAAAGACCAAGUUGGAGAAGGUUUUCUCAAGCUGUCUAAGAAUGUGGUUGAAUAUGCCAGUGGUCUUCCAUUGGCUCUUACAGUGUUGGGUUCAUUCCUUUUUGGUAAAAGCGUAAAACAAUGGUCAAGUGCAUUGGAUAGACUAAAAGAAAAUCCCGAUAAAGGAAUUAUUGAUGUGCUUAAAGUAAGCUUUGACACAUUACAAGUCACCGAAAAAAAAGUAUUUCUGGACAUUGCAUGUUUCUUUAAAGGGGAGGACAAAGAUCGUGUAGCAAAAAUACUAGAAAGUGGCUGCGGAUACUGUCCAGACAUUGAUAUAAAAGUUCUGAUAGAUAAAUCUCUAGUAACUCUAGUUGGAAGAAAAUUGUGCAUGCAUGAUUUGAUACAAGAAUUGGGUUGGGAAAUUGUACGUCGAGAAUGUCGUGAAGAUCCAGGAAAACGUAGCAGGUUGUGGCUUCCCAAGGAUAUCAUCCCCGUACUUGUACAAAAUAAGGGAACGGAUACAAUUGAAGGUAUAUUCCUCAACUCGUUGAAACAGGAGGAUGUUGACUUGAAUGCUAAUUCCUUCUCAAAGAUGUCCAACCUAAGAUUGCUCAGAAUUUGUAAUGUGGCCUCUCCUAGAUCCAUUGAAUAUCUUUCUAGUGAGUUACAACUUUUGGAAUGGCAUGCAUGUCCUUUAAAUUCUUUGCCGUCAAACUUUCAAUCAGAUAAGCUUGUUGAACUCAAAAUGCAUUUGAGCCGUGUCAAACAACUGUGGAAUGGAAAUGAAAGCUGGAGCAUGCUAAAGUGCAUCGAUCUGAGUGAUUCCCAAUACUUGAUCAAAACCCCAAACUUCACUAAAGCUCCAAAUAUUGAGAUGUUGGUGCUUCAAGGAUGUUCAAGAUUGGUUGAUGUUCACCCGUCCAUGGGAGUUCUCAAACAGCUUAUCUUGCUGAAUAUGAGAAACUGCAAAUCUGUAAAGAUUCUUCCGUCUUUCAUUAGUAUGGAAUCUCUUGAGAGUUUAAAUCUGUCCGCCUGUUCAAGACUCAAGAAGUUUCCUGAGAUAGAAGGCAAUAUGGAAAGCCUGUUGGAGCUUCAUCUAGAUGGGACUGCCAUAGAAGAAUUACCUCCAUCAAUUGAACAUUUGACCAGUCUUAAAUUGUUGAAUCUAGGAUACUGCAAAAACCUUUGUCAUCUUCCGAGUACCAUUCAACAUUUGACAUCUCUGAAAACUCUCAUUCUAACUGGUUGCUCAGAACUUAAUGACAUACAUGAGAAUCUGAAUUGUGUGGAAUGUCUGGAGGAGCUUGAUAUAAGUGGAACUGCUAUAAGAGAAUCGUCGUUCAUUGUAGGUUUGAAGAAUCUAAAGUCUCUAUCUUUUCGAGGUUGUAAAAAUCGGCCUUCAAGAUCAUGGCAUUCAGUCUUUAAUUAUUGGUGGCGGGGUAGAAAUGGUCAUGUUCCUGGUAGUUUAUUGUUGCCUACUUCACUUUCAGGUUUAAGUUCUUUGACAAACCUAAACUUAAGUGAUUGUAAUCUGAUGGAUGGAGAAAUUCCCAAUGAUCUUGGUUCCUUGUUCUCCUUAAAAACAUUAGAUUUAAGGCAGAAUAAUUUUGUUGGCUUACCUGAAACCAUCUCCCAACUCUCCAAGCUUGAAUUUAUCAAUGUGAGCAAGUGUAGCAGGCUUCAAUUGCUGCCUAAGAAGCUUCCAUUAAGUCUUCAACGUGUGAAUAUGGAAGAUUGUGCUUCACUGAUAGACUUCCCAAAUCAAAUCAAAAUAUUUGCUUCACCUCUCUUGGGAAAGACUACUAGCGAUUCCCGCAUUUCAUCCAAGCUUCAAGAUUUCAAUUAUGAGAAACAAGAAUGGAGACCAGUUGACGAUUUGCAAAUUCAACUGCUUCAAAGACAGCUUGAAGUAUUGAACUAUAGAUUUACUCCCUUACAAGCAGUUAGUUAUCAAACUGAAAUUCCAGAGUGGUUCAGCCAUAUGGUUACAGAGUGUUCUAUUGCAAUCCAGCCAUCUCCAGAUUUGAGUGAUUAUAUAAAGUUGAUGGGGGUUGCCCUAUGUGCUGUUUUCUCAGUCAAGGGACAUCCUGCUGUCUCUUGCAUUGGAUCGGAUUUAGGAACUUCUUACUUCUAUCAAUGCAAAUUGCCAAUUCAUAAAUUUUUUGAAUCUAAACCAUUUAUCCUUCAUGGCAAGCUACAUCGCAAAUUUGGAACUGAUGAUUUUCUUUGGGUUUUCUAUUUACCUCGUCGGUUCUUUCCAAAUGUGUUAAGUGAUUCAAGUGUAAUGGGUGCUCUAUUUGAAACCAACAACCCGUGCAUGGAAGUCAAGAAAUGCGGGGUUCGUCUAGUGUAUGAGCAAGAUGUUGCAGGGUUUAUCCAAACAUUACUGCAGUGUGUUACUACUGGACCCCAGCCACAUCAAAUUGUCCCUUAUGAUGAUGACUACAAGAUAAUUGAAGAAUGUGAUGAAGAUGGCUUUAAAACUGGAUGGUUUAGUAUAGUGGAUAACGUUUGGAGAUGGGAGAAAUUAAUUCCAGCUUAUGAAGGUGGUGUUCAAUUACCAUUUUGGUGUAACGUCUGGAUAAGGUGUAGGACUGGACUUGCCUUUCUGGCGUGA